GACGCGACAGUGAAGUGAGAUCCACUGGUGAAAGAAAUGUGUACUAACACUUCGAAAGCUAGCGAAUUUGGGAUGAGUGAGGUCACCGAAUCUGCACCAGACAGUGAUUCCAGCACUAUUACAUCCCUGGCAGUGGGUAUGAGUGUUGGAAUGAUGGCAGUGGUGAUUGUAGCUUCAGUUACCGUGGUACUGGUAAUAGUACUUGCAGUGAAACUACAGAAGAGUAAACUUAGCAGCAGAGCUACCAAAGACACGGGAAUAAAAGAGCUAGCUGCAACAGAAGACACGGAACUGAACGUAGCAAAUGCUGUUUACAUGUCCCUGGACCCAGCAGAGGCAGUCUGUGAUGACACACUGGCUGGUGACGAGAUUGGCAUAUCUGCUCCAGAGGAGGCUGGGGAGAGGCUCACUCAGAUUGCUCUUUCAACCAGUCCCAAUUAGCUAUUAUGCUUGCUCAGAUGACUAAUUUGUGUGCUAGAAGAACUUAAAUAAAUUUGGAGUGUCUUCUGUGUGUGUCAAGUAGUGUGAUUUUUCGCGCAUGCACAGAG
Geodia barretti is the source of this 548-nucleotide messenger RNA. Lineage: Eukaryota; Metazoa; Porifera; Demospongiae; Tetractinellida; Geodiidae. The record is from the annotation of a GenBank genome assembly.